Lonchura striata (white-rumped munia) is the source of this 4123-nucleotide messenger RNA. RefSeq names its product cullin 2 (gene CUL2). Lineage: Eukaryota; Metazoa; Chordata; Aves; Passeriformes; Estrildidae. The record is from RefSeq and is a predicted model, not a curated record. Gene Ontology annotation, molecular function: ubiquitin protein ligase binding. Gene Ontology annotation, cellular component: cullin-RING ubiquitin ligase complex. Gene Ontology annotation, biological process: ubiquitin-dependent protein catabolic process.
CGGAGGGGCGGGGCGCGAGCGGCUUUGGGUAAUGGCAGCGCUGUGAGGACGGAACGGGGCAGCGACCGCGGCCGAGGGCAGGAGCGAGGGACGCCGGGCGGGGGUCGCUGACUCGGGCCCCGGGCCGCCAGAUUAACACUAAAGCCCCACAAUGUCCUUGAAACCACGAGUAGUUGACUUUGAUGAAACAUGGAACAAACUUCUAACAACGAUUAAAGCUGUUGUGAUGUUGGAUUAUGUUGAAAGAGCAACGUGGAAUGAUCGCUUCUCAGACAUUUAUGCUUUGUGUGUGGCCUAUCCCGAACCUCUUGGAGAGAGACUUUAUACUGAGACUAAAAUUUUUUUGGAGAAUCAUGUACGCCAUUUGCACAAGAGAGUUCUGGAAGCUGAAGAACAAGUACUGGUUAUGUAUCACAGAUACUGGGAAGAGUAUAGCAAAGGGGCAGACUAUAUGGACUGUUUAUACAGGUACCUCAACACACAGUUUAUUAAGAAGAACAAAUUGACUGAAGCUGAUCUUCAGUAUGGUUAUGGAGGGGUGGAUAUGAAUGAACCUUUGAUGGAAAUUGGAGAGCUAGCUCUUGAUAUGUGGAGAAAAUUAAUGAUUGAGCCACUGCAGGCCAUCCUUAUUCGGAUGCUCCUCCGAGAAAUAAAAAAUGAUCGCUGUGGAGAAGACCCAAACCAGAAAGUAAUCCAUGGGGUUAUUAACUCCUUUGUUCAUGUUGAACAGUAUAAGAAAAAAUUCCCCCUAAAGUUUUAUCAGGAAAUUUUUGAGUGUCCUUUUCUGAAUGAAACAGGGGAGUAUUAUAAACAAGAAGCUUCGAACUUAUUGCAAGAGUCAAAUUGCUCACAGUACAUGGAGAAGGUUUUAGGUAGAUUAAAAGAUGAAGAAAUGCGAUGUCGGAAGUACUUGAAUCCCAGCUCAUAUGGCAAAGUAACUCAUGAAUGCCAACAGAGGAUGGUAGCUGAUCACUUGCAGUUUCUACAUGCAGAAUGUCACAAUAUUAUCAGACAAGAGAAAAGAAGUGACAUGGCAAAUAUGUAUACUCUACUUCGUGCUGUGUCAAGUGGUUUACCUCAUAUGAUUCAGGAACUACAAAACCAUAUCCAUGAUGAGGGCCUUAGAGCAACCAGCAAUCUUUCUCAGGAAAAUAUGCCAACUCAGUUUGUGGAGUCAGUUUUGGAAGUACAUAGUAAAUUUGUUCAACUGAUCAACACUGUUUUGAAUGGUGAUCAGCACUUCAUGAGUGCCCUUGACAAGGCUUUGACAUCAGUAGUUAAUUAUCGGGAGCCCAAAUCGAUCUGCAAAGCACCUGAGUUGCUGGCCAAAUACUGUGACAACUUGUUAAAGAAAUCAGCAAAAGGAAUGACAGAGAAUGAAGUAGAAGACAAGCUUACAAGUUUCAUUACUGUUUUCAAGUACAUUGAUGACAAAGAUGUAUUCCAAAAGUUCUAUGCCAGAAUGUUGGCAAAAAGAUUAAUUCAUGGUUUGUCUAUGUCUAUGGAUUCUGAAGAAGCAAUGAUAAAUAAACUAAAGCAAGCCUGUGGUUAUGAAUUUACCAGCAAGCUCCAUCGAAUGUAUACAGACAUGAGUGUUAGUGCUGAUCUCAACAAUAAAUUCAACAACUUUAUCAAAAACCAGGACACAAUCAUUGAUUUGGGAAUUAGUUUUCAGAUAUAUGUUCUACAGGCUGGUGCAUGGCCUCUGACUCAGGCUCCUUCUUCUACAUUUGCAAUUCCUCAGGAACUGGAAAAAAGUGUACAGAUGUUUGAAUUAUUUUACAGUCAGCAUUUUAGUGGAAGAAAGCUUACUUGGUUACAUUAUCUUUGUACAGGUGAAGUAAAAAUGAAUUAUUUGUGCAAACCUUAUGUAGCCAUGGUCACAACAUACCAAAUGGCAGUGUUGCUUGCCUUCAACAACAGUGAGACUGUCAGUUACAAGGAGCUUCAGGACAGUACACAAAUGAAUGAGAAGGAGUUGACAAAAACCAUCAAAUCUUUGCUUGAUGUCAAAAUGAUCAACCAUGACUCAGACAAGGAAGAUAUAGAGACAGAGUCUACGUUUUCAUUAAAUAUGAACUUCAGCAGUAAACGAACAAAGUUUAAAAUUACCACAUCAAUGCAGAAAGACACGCCACAGGAGAUGGAGCAGACCCGAAGUGCUGUAGAUGAAGACAGGAAAAUGUAUCUUCAAGCUGCUAUAGUCCGUAUCAUGAAGGCACGUAAAGUGCUGCGACAUAACACUCUUAUUCAGGAGGUAAUUAGCCAAUCAAGAGCUAGGUUUAACCCAAGUAUCAGCAUGAUUAAGAAGUGUAUUGAAGUCCUGAUAGACAAACAGUACAUAGAGCGAAGCCAGGCCUCUGCAGACGAAUACAGUUAUGUAGCAUGAUGUUGCUAUCCUGCAGGUAUGAUUGUAAGGAGAUCAUUGCUGUCACUGUUUGGUGUGUUCCUGUGGGAAGAGGCAGGCCUGUGCCUCCAUAAUUGGUCACUUGGCAGCCCCUGUUUUUCUGCUGUUUACAACAUCACCAGUGCCAUGUCAUGAGCGUCAAUGAAAAUGCCUAUAGAUAUUUCAAGCUCAUGUCAUUAUGACAUUUCUUAAAACUUUACUAAAAGAAUGAGUGAAGUAUUGCUGAAAUGUGGAGAAUUGGUUGGGUACCAUGCUUUUUUUUUUCCCCCUCCCCUUUCACGUUUGCAGUUGAUGUUUUUUAAUGUAUCUUAAGACAAAGUAAAAAAAAAAUCACACAAAAAACCUAAAUAUUGUAAUAUGACAGAUAACCUAAUAAUUGUAUCUACAUUAAAAUGUAAAAAAAAAUGACGAACAUGAUACUGCUGCUUGUCAAAUAAAAAAAUAAAGUUAUAUAAUGUGUCUUGAAUGAUUGUACAGCUGGAUAUAGCAUUAAUGUCUGUAAAUAUUAUUCAGGCCUGAAGAAUAGAAAUAAUGUUACGUGUUUGGGUUUUGGAUAACCUCAGAAGUAGGUCUGACAUAACAACUAAUUUAUAUAAAACUGAAUACCAGGUAUGUCAUGUUUGAUGUGAUUAUAAAAAAUAUUUAUGAUUUGAGUGCACAUCUUGUUUUCUUGAGAUUAGGCUAAUUUACAUUCUCGGUGCCUGAAGGCCUCUACUGUGUCUGUUAAUCCCACACUGCAGGAAUACGUUACAAGAGAAAAUAAACUGAUGUUUGGGGGGAUUAAAAUGGUGUAGUUCACAAACACUUAGGAAUAGUUAUCGUGAACAUCAAAGAUAGAGUUCAGUGGCUUGUGAAACCACUUUCUUAAUGGGAAAGCAUAUAGCAGGCUGGUAACUGAAAAAUUUUUUCUCUAAUGUAUUGUAUAGAGAGUACGUGGAUGGGUGUCUAUGUUUGUUUCCACAUAAACUCAUACUGCUUGUUUCUUGUUUUCCCUCCUGACUCCUAUGGUUGUUUUUAUCAUGUUUUGUUUUCCUCUGCCCCAAUUAGAUUUCCAGCUGUUAGGGUGAGACAAGAAAUCCACAGGCUAUUUCAUGUCCUGUGUUGUUCAUUGGGGUUGGCAUGGUGACUAUUCAUUCUUAAACAAGCAAACUAUAAUUUUAAAAGGUACUAACUCUACCACUGGAAGUGAAUGGAAUUUAAGAGCAUUGAGAGUUUGAACACAUUGAAUGCCUGCUGCAGAAGAGUUUCCUCAUGACUAUGCCUGCAAUUAUGAUUGACAGGAUAAAUAUUAAGUUUAAAUGUUCUAUUUUUGCCAGAUUUAUUUGCGUGCAUAUAAAAAUACAUAUGUAGAUAUAUAGUAUUUGCAGUAUUUUUUUAGAUUGUGUAGUAUCACCUACUAAAAAUCCACAUAUCAAGAACUAAUUCUAAAGAAAAGCAAACCUUUGAAGGGAGCUUUUUACUCUUUUUUUGUGGUUUUUCUUUUUAUUCUUUUUUUCUUUUUCUAGUUCUCCACUGUAUGAAAGGCUUCUCUCCAACUCUCAGAUUGUUGCUGUCUCUUAUUUCUUAAAUGAUAUUGCAUUCAUAUACUAUCUAGAGGGUAUAGGAAACUUUCUGUGGUUAACUAGGAAAUGCAUCAAGAAGUGAUGCUGUUUUUCUGAUGUGGAUUUUGCUAAGGAUGAAUAAAGGGCAAUAAACAAUAAAGUGCAAUAAACACUC